GUUGCUGGUAAUCCGCAAGCACAGCUAAUGUGACACCCUCCUCCCUCCCUCUCUUCAAAUCUCAACCCGAGACCAAACACAAGUCAGUUUCCAUGAAGUAAACACAGCCAGACGUGCACAUACAGCGUGUAGUGAGACAGUCAGACAAAAACAGAGAGAGAGAGACAGAUUCAACAAGACAGAAAGCAGCAAAACAUGAAAGCCCACAGUGUCCUCUCUUACCCUCCGCUACUCCAAGCAGCCUGUAUCGUUUUCUGGGGUGUUUCUGUUGUAAACGGAGGAUUCUGCGAGGUGAACCUUUGUAUGAACGGAGGGACGUGUGUGACUGAGGUGGGCGAUGCCCCCUUCAUCUGUAUCUGUGCCGAGGGCUUCACUGGAGACAAAUGCAACACCACCGAGACUGGUCCAUGCCAACCGAACCCGUGUCACAACAACGCGGCCUGUGAGGUGACCAGCAAGAUCCGGCGCGGGGAUGUCUUCAGCGAGUACAUCUGCAAGUGUCCUGAGGGCUACAACGGGGUGCACUGCCAGAACAAUGUGAACGAGUGUGCCACACAGCCCUGUAAGAAUGGGGGUACAUGCCGGGACCUGGACGGGGACUAUACUUGCAAGUGCCCCUCCCCGUUCUUGGGGAUGCACUGCCAAAUGCGCUGUAUUUCCAUGCUGGGGAUGGAGAGUGGUGGGAUUGCAGAUUCCCAGGUCAAGGCCUCCUCGGUGCACUGCGGCUUCCUGGGGUUACAGCGCUGGGGUCCCGAGCUGGCCCGGCUCAACAACAAAGGCAUCGUCAACGCCUGGACCUCCGCCAGCCACGACAAGAGCCCCUGGAUAGAGGUGAACUUGCAGCGGAAGAUGCGUGUCUCUGGGAUCAUCACGCAGGGCGCCAGCCGCAUAGGCACAGCCGAGUUUGUCAAGUCCUUCAAGGUGGCAUCGAGCUUCGACGGGAAGACUUUCACCAUCUACCGGGGCGCGGGCCUGAGGAGAGACAUGGUGUUCGUGGGGAACAUGGAUAAUGACGGCACGAAGACCAACCUGUUUGAGCCCCCCAUCGUGGCGCAGUACAUCCGCAUCAUCCCCGUGGUGUGUCGCCAGGCCUGCACCCUCCGCUUCGAGCUCGUGGGCUGCGAGAUCAACGUGUAUUUCAACACGGCAGGUUGCUCUGAGCCCUUGGGAAUGAAAUACCGCAUGAUCUCCGACGGCCAGGUUUCUGCCUCCAGCACCUUCCGCACCUGGAACAUGGACGCCUUCACCUGGCACCCGCACUUCGCUCGGCUCGACAAGCAGGGCAAGACCAACGCCUGGACCGCGCUGCACAAUGACCGCUCCGAGUGGCUGCAGGUUGACCUUGAGACCCCUACACAAGUGACAGGUAUCAUCACCCAGGGAGCGAAGGACUUUGGGAAUGUCCAGUACGUAUCGGAGUUCAAAGUGGCCUACAGUGAUGAUGGAAAGUCCUGGACGGUGCUCAAGGACAAGAGCAGAUCUGACAAGGUGUUCCGAGGCAACAUCGACAACAAUGCCCACAAGAAGAACAUCUUUGAGCCGCCCUUCUUCGCCCGCUUUGUACGGGUCAUCCCCUGGACCUGGCACGAACGCAUCACCCUGCGCAUGGAGCUGCUGGGCUGCGACGAGGAGUAGAGUCCGUUCUCCUGCCCCGCCCAGCGCCAAGCUCUGCCCUGCCCUGCCAGACCUGCCUGCUAGACUCUAACUCCACCCACCAUCUGCCUAACCUUUCCCUCGCUUAGUACCCUCCUUGUUUUUAGGUUGGGUCUGAAAACCUAAAUACACGACCUUUUAACCCGUAUCCUCUGUAGAAACUGCUGUAGCAAAAAGGAUUCCACCCCAGAGAGAUGCUGUAACCCAAUGCAACUCAUGAGCUCCCACAUAUCUGCUUGUGUUUUGCACUCUCUGUUGUGAAGGGUGAGAUUCCAAAAGGCCACUGUUCGUAUUGGAGCCAGAUCAGUUUGCAUUGUGUUGUGCAUGAGCAAGAAUUUUAAAAGCCGCUACUCAGCAGGAUCAGAGGGGGAUAAGGGGUAAAGGGUUAAAAUGCGAUGACGUGUUUAUAUAUUAAAGAAAAAGAUGAAAAGAAACUCGGUGGCGCUUCACUGCAAACGGAUUCCAUGCAGGGAGAGCCCAGACUGAAAUCAACAACAAAGCUUUUCCAAUCCCAGGAGAAAAGAAAACAAAACUUUAAAAUUGUAAUGUCUUGGUUAGUAAUUCUCUAAUAGCGGGGGACAGUGAGGGCUGAAUUCAGAGAAACCUGCAGAUUACCUUCUGCGUACCUAUAUUUUAUAUAUAAAAAGAGGUUAUAUAUAGGUUUUAUGUGCUUUUGCAAAUAGUAAAAUUGACGACAGAGAAUGGUACUGCAGUGAUUCUGUGAUAUAUAUUUUUUUUUCCCUGGGAUUGGUUGCUGAUUUGUCAGUGAGAAGUUUUGUGGCUGUGAAGCUGCAUUGUGUAAUUUUUAGUGUCUGAAUGGAGGCAGGCAUGUAUUGAUGCUGAUGACGUGUGUGUUGGUAACGCUGGUCCGAUUUCAUUUUAACAUUACUGGGUUGAUUAAAUAUAAUCGCUGGCCUGCCUCCCUCUGCCUGCAAUGCCUCACUCGGUCCCACCCCAACUCCAUAAUCAACUUGUGACCCAAAGCCCCCUCUCCACAGCCAGCCAGAGAUCCCCAGCUGUGCGAAAGUGAAUUAUUUAAACUUGAAACACUUUGAAAAGAUCACCCAGCGGGGUCCUGGUAGCUGUCCCUCAACCCUCGGGUGAAGAGAGAUUGCAGUUUCAUGUUGAACAAUUGCAUUGAUGUGAAUUAAAGAAUUAAAAAUCCUCACUCUGAACUCCUCAAAUGAUCUCUGUGGCUGUGCUGCUUCAAUUUUAAAAUGAGUAAAUCAAUGAAAUCAACAGGUUUCUAAAUCUGCAGUAAUGUGUGAGGGUGCAUGGUACGUGGAGGUGUAGAGGCGUGCAGGUUAGGAAAGGUGGCAGACUCUUAUAAUGAGAAGCACAGGGGUACAGAUUGGGGAAGGACCUGGGAAUCUGUUACUGAAUUAUAAGAGAAUUACUGAAUUAUACUGUAGAAGCAUAAAAAGUGUUACAGUGAGGUACAGAGAGAGAGAGUUGGGGCUCUGUCACAGUGAGGUACAGUAUAGAUAGAGAGUUGGGGCUCUGUUAGUGAGGUACACAGAGAGAGAGAGUGGGGGCUCUGUUAGUGAGGUACAGUGUAGAUUGGUAGAGAGAAUUGGGGCUCUGUUACAGUGAGGUACAGUAGACAGUUGGGGGCUUAAUUUAUAACAAGGUAUAGAAGGAAAUUAAAGUACAAAUAUUUCACUUCUAGAGGUGUACAGAUUUGCAGUAUCUCAAGAAAGGGAUUACAGUGGGAGUGUAAGAUGGCAGUAUGUUGUAUUGUAGAGAUCUGAGAAACGGUCUCAAGCUUUGUUAAACAACGAUCUUAAUAUCCUAGUGUUCUGCGUUUAGUAAAAACCUGCUUCUUUUCCUCUGAGCAUAGCCAUUUCACAGCCAGUGUUCCUGCUUUUGUUUCUAUGUGAAAUAAACACAGUUGUAUUUUUUUAUUUCA
Molecule: messenger RNA, 3562 nt
Organism: Acipenser ruthenus (sterlet)
Lineage: Eukaryota; Metazoa; Chordata; Actinopteri; Acipenseriformes; Acipenseridae
Product: lactadherin-like
Exons: 10
Coding region: 196-1635 (479 amino acids)
Molecular function (GO): calcium ion binding
Source: RefSeq, a predicted model, not a curated record